AUGUCGAUAAGAAGAUAUUCUGGUAAUUCCCCUAGGAUCAAUGAUUAUGAUCUGCGCACAGUUGACGAAUCCCUUUAUUCCUUGAAAGAAGUCUACAAUACAAUAAAAUAUGAUUGGCCUCAAAUGCUUCGAGAAGAUGCCAAUCCAAUUGAAAUGGCAGUGGCAUUGUUAGAUGAUACUUCAGUUGGGUUAGCCCAUAGAUUACAAGAAUUCAACAUGUUGAAAGAGAGUUCCGAACAAGCUUUACGUAGUGUGGUGAACGAACAUUACGAUUUAUUCAACAAAAGUAUGGGAUCAUAUAAUACCUUACUAUCUACAAUGAAAAACUCUCAGGAAGACUCUUUGGAAAUCAAGAACUUUUUGGAAUACUCCAAUAAAGAAGUGCACGAUCGAUCAGCAGUGUUGGGUGAAUUGUCACUGGCUUCUGCCAAGUAUUCAGAGAUGAUUGAAGUAUUGGAUGCAAUGGCUGAAAUGAACGAAAUACCUGGGAAAAUUGAUCAAUUGGUCAUUGACAAAAAGAUACACGAGGUUUACGACGUGAUUUCCGAAGGAUACAAAACGGCAGAAAAAUAUAAUUUGUGGUCAUUACCGGCAAUGAAUGGGAUAAAAACAUAUCUUGAAGAACAGUCUAACAAACUAUUUGAUAUGAUUAUUGAUGAACUACAGAAUGAGAUCUAUUUAAAAUACAACAGAAACCCACAAGAAGGAGCCAUUGCAUGGCAGAAUAUUAUUCAUUCCAGUAAUCCACAAUUGACUUCCUUUGUGACUUUGUUAGAUCUGAAGAAUUUAGAACAAUUUAUUUUCAAUUCAGCAAAUUUGGAUAUAUCGGAAGUGGUCGAUUUUUUGACUUCUCCAGUGAAAAAUUUUAUAGUUAAUCAAUUGCCUGACCUCCAUGCUCAUAAUAGUAAGAAUGAUGGAGUCAUCGAUUACAAAAUCUUGUUAGACUCAACUCUGAAUCCAAACACAGAGUCAUUCUAUUACAUUUAUAUGCUUUUGCUUACAGCAUCCAAACUCAACAGGUUGAAUCAAGCAGUUGAAGUUUUACUUGACACUAAUCAACUGGAAUUGCAUGGUCUAAUUAACAGAACCACAGAGGCAGUUAAGCUGCGAAAUGGGCAUGCGUUAUCGAAGUUAUCUAAAAUGCAGCACCUUGAUCAUGGCUCAUUGUUUGACGUUAUUGUGCAUGGUUCAUUUAGUGAUUCGGCUGUUGUUCUUUUGCAAGACUUGUUUGGAUCAAUCUUUAUCAGGUGUUUGGCUACUUUCCAAAGACAUAAAGUAAUAACUCAAAUUGUGACAUUAUUGCAAGAAGGAAAAGCGCCGUCAACACCAAAGGCUGUUGCUGAAAGCACACCUACUUUUGAUAGUCCUCAAAUGGGGAGACCGGAUACUUUCCAUGCACGUAAUUUGUUUACAAUUUGGAAGACAAUCCAAAAGGAGUUGAAGGCAUUAAUGUUGAAUUACAUUUAUGACGACCACAAUUAUAAGUUACAUUCUUUGGCAGACACUACUGGUGCCACCAAUCGUAAUAAGAUUUCAAAUGCAUUAGGGAAAAAAGAGUUGUUCAAAUUUGAAGAUGUGACUUAUAACCCUUCUAAUAAAACAACAAAAGAAAUUCUUGAUGUUUUGGCCGAUGUGUUUCCCGGAUAUAGUAUUUCGGACGAUAAUAACAAUGGAGCUAUUAUAGAAACCGCUACUCCGUAUGUCAAACAUGAGUCAUUUAAUGCAACUGUUGAAGUGUUGGUUCCCAAGAAUUUGUUCAAUAUGAGAAUCAUUUUAGAAUUUUUUUUAAUUUUCAUUGAUGGGUCACAAAGAAUUUUUUUUGACUUUGAAGAUGAAAAAACCAGAGGUGUUCAUGCCAGAACAUCAUUUCAUUUCUUUGAGGAUUUUAUGAAAAUAUCCUUUUUGUCAUAUUUACGAAACACUAUUGAGUUCAAUUUUGGAGAACAAGUUGGUGGUGCUUAUUCUAUGAAAAUUGAACAAGCAAUGCCGGUUAAUUCAGGAUUAAAACUAGAUUUAAUAUCUUUAAGUCAAGAUUCAAAUUUCAAAAUUCUUGGUAAUGCAGUUAGCAAUGUUGAAUCCAAUUUGAUCAUUUAUGAAAAUGCAUAUAAUUUCAAAAAAAUGUUUCUUGAAUUGUGUUUAAUAUUAAACACUUCAUUGUCAUAUCGUGAGAAUUUCUCAGGGGCCGUCUUAAAGACGUUAGAGAAUUUUUCUAAUGAGUACAACAAGUUGUAUCAAGAGUUAUUGUCCACUGGUGAAGGUACAAACAUUGUGCGACCACCUCUGAGAGUAAGUAAAUGGAUGAAGAUACCUGUGUUAACUGAGAUCAGUGGUAAAAUUCUUCAACGUGGAGUACAAGGUGAAACUGCUAACGAAUUACAAGAACUAAUUGAAUCAGAAUCUAAAGUUGUUUUACAUGAUGAAACCGUGACACACCAAGAAGAUUUGUUAGAUCACGAGGCAUAUGCUCAGAUUGUGUAUUUGUUGUUAACUACCACCUGGAUACUUUCUUGGUUACCUUUGGUUAAAAAGGAAUCCAAUUAUAGCAUUUAUGAUGAUGAGCAAAACAAGACUAUCAAAGUUUCGACAGUGGACAAAUUAAGAUACAAUUGGUCUUUCUUAGAAAACGGAAGACAGGCAAUCAACUUUACCCCAGAUGGAACUGAUAUUGUACAAUAUAACAUUUACCUUGCCUUGAAUUCAGAAAAAAUUGGUGAGUUUAAUAAUAUUAUCCAUAACUUUGAAUCGAUUAGAGACAAAACCUUGUUGGCCUUGAGAUAUGAAUUGAGGUGUAAAGCAGUAUAUUUUGUCACUAUGUCUUUUAAACACGUUGAUUGGUGUCCUGUAACUGAACCAGGCGAUGCUGAUCAUUUUAUUGUCAAUUUGAAUCAAGAAAUAUUUGCCAUGGAUAAUAAGUUAUCUAAAACUGUUAGUGACAUUGAACGAGAAAGUAUAUUUCUUGGGUUUUCUCAAUUCCUUAAUGAUUUGAUAAUCACUAGAUCCAAAGCUGUGAGAAAGAUUAAUAGCAAUGGUAUUAAGAGAAUAUUGUUAAACAUUUCAACAGUACAACAAAUGUUAAGAAACUUAUCGUCUAAUCCAGAGACAAUUGAUUUCACAAAGGCAUCUGAAUAUUUUGAAAUGUUUACUAUGAAUGAAUUCAAUUUACUUAAAUUUAUCAAGAGCAAACGAGACAACUACACUAAAGACGCAUACCAUACAUUGGCAAGAUUGAUUUAUAGUGAAAAAUUGGCUGAUGGUAAUGGUUCACUGUUCAAUAAAGGGAAAUAUAAUGAUUUGAUUAAGAAAAUUGACGGAAUAUUUGAUUAG
Messenger RNA from Candida albicans SC5314, 3324 nucleotides. It is a transcript of the gene SEC8, whose product is annotated as exocyst subunit. The record is from RefSeq and is a predicted model, not a curated record. Lineage: Eukaryota; Fungi; Ascomycota; Pichiomycetes; Serinales; Debaryomycetaceae. The coding region runs from base 1 to 3324 and encodes 1107 amino acids. Gene Ontology annotation, cellular component: exocyst. The transcript has a single exon. Gene Ontology annotation, biological process: Golgi to plasma membrane transport; exocytosis.